Molecule: messenger RNA, 426 nt
Organism: Penicillium brevicompactum
Lineage: Eukaryota; Fungi; Ascomycota; Eurotiomycetes; Eurotiales; Aspergillaceae
Exons: 1
Coding region: 1-426 (141 amino acids)
Source: RefSeq, a predicted model, not a curated record
AUGCCAAAAGCAAGCCCAACGAUUAUCCAACCUGGAUAUACCACAAGAACCACCCCAGAGUCGUUCCCUACCAAUGUCUAUGGCGACGUCACUUGGCACACAUUGAUCUCGUCGUCGCAAACCAAUUCUACAGACCUCUCUGCUGGAAUAGCAGUCUGUCCACCGGCGACGGGUCACCUCUGCGCACACAGACACACACAGGCUGAGAUCUAUCAUAUCCUUGAGGGCGAGGGCGAAGUUGCUAUUGACGGUGUGGCAAGCAAAGUGUCUGCUGGCAGUACGGUAUUUAUUCCAUCAGAUGCUGAGCAUGGAAUUGUCAAUACGGGGCCAUCAAAUUUGAAGUGGUUUUAUGUUUUUCCAACCGGAUCGUUUGGGGAUGUUGUAUACCGGUUCUCGAAGGAUCAGGUCAGGGAGACGAAGCUUUGA